Panicum hallii is the source of this 2319-nucleotide messenger RNA. RefSeq names its product ethylene-responsive transcription factor ERF054-like. Gene Ontology annotation, molecular function: DNA-binding transcription factor activity; DNA binding. NCBI's taxonomy places the organism in Eukaryota, Viridiplantae, Streptophyta, Magnoliopsida, Poales, Poaceae. Gene Ontology annotation, biological process: regulation of DNA-templated transcription. The record is from RefSeq and is a predicted model, not a curated record. The transcript is spliced from 2 exons. Bases 3 to 1286 code for a protein of 427 amino acids.
GCAUGGACGCGUCGAGCGCGAGCGGCGAGAGCGGCGGCGGCGGCGGCGCGGGGGGCGGUCGUGGGGGCAGGAGGUGGAAGGGCAAAGGCGUCACGCCCAUACAGCCGCGGGGGCAGCUGGCGCCGGUCAUGGAGGACGCGUCGGCGGCGUCGCUGCGCCCGCUCAAGAAGAUCGGGCGGGGGCCGGACCGCUUCCAGCGCUCCGCGUCGUCGCUCUCGACGUCUUCGUCGGCCCCGCCGUCCCCUUGCGCCAGCGCCGCCUCGACGGCGGCAGCGGCGUCGCCGCCCUCCGCGCGGCGUAUCUUCCCGUUCGCGUACGAGACCUCGGCGCUGGCGGGUGGGGCGGCCCCGCGGCUGCAGCUCCUACCGUGGCAGCACUCCAGCGCGUCGCAGCCGCAGCGGGCGCCUCCGCAGAGUCAGCAGAUGAUAUCGUUCGGCGCGCCGCCUCAGUACCAGGCGCAGUUCUUGUUGCCGGAGGGCUCCCCGCAGCAGCAGCAUCUGCUACGGUACUGGAGCGAGGCACUGAACCUGAGCCCGCGCGGCGGCCAGGCCGCGGCCGUGCUGCCUUCGCUGUACCAGCACCUGCUGCGGGCUCCCCCGCCGCCGCAGAAGCUGUACCGCGGCGUGCGGCAGCGGCACUGGGGGAAGUGGGUGGCCGAGAUCCGGCUGCCGAGGAACCGCACGCGGCUCUGGCUCGGCACGUUCGACUCCGCCGAGGCCGCCGCCAUGGCGUACGACCGCGAGGCCUUCAAGCUCCGCGGCGAGAACGCACGGCUCAACUUCCCGGACCGGUUCUUCGGGAAGGGCCAAGCCGGGGGGAGCGGCCGCACCAGCGCUAGCUCCACAGCCGCCCAGACCGCUGGCGCCGGGUCUGGCUCGUCGUCGUCGUCAUCACCUCCACAGACACCGGACGAGGCAAGCGGACAACAAACGCCGCCGCCCCACGCAGAAGGAUCGACGGACAAGCAGCCACAGCCUCCGGUGGACACAUCGUCGUCGCAGCAAGGCGGCAGCCCUGGAGACACUACCAUGCCAUCAGUCUCGGCUGAAAUGAUUCACGCGCCGGUGGCUCAUGGCAGCGAGUGGGGUCCGGCCGACGAGGCUUGGUUCAACGUGUGGGGCCCGGGGAGCUCCUUCUGGGACUACGACAUGGACAACACCCCAGGCCUCUUUCUCCAUGGCCGCUUCGCCGGUGAUGAGGCUGGCAUGGAGCAGUCCAGCGCACAAGGAACCGCAGCAACAGCAACCGGGACGGACAUGUCAUGCGAUCACGUCCCGACAAUGUAAACACAAAAGGACCCUUUCAAAUGAUCGAGCAGUUCGUUCCAGCAUGAGCACGAGCGCCUAUUUGACCUUUCUUCGGCCUCCACAGAACUCCAUGAAACACCAUAACCGUGAAAGAGAAAAAAAAAGCUAAGUCCUAACCGGGUAAUUUUUAUCUCCUUUUCACACUCACAAUAUUUUACCACUCAUUCUUGUUGCGAUUCAUGCUUGGCUCUUCUUCUCCAACCUUGACGAAGUUCUCGGCAAAAGGUCCGAUGCGCACAAGAUUGAGAUUACGGUUCGGGUUCACCACCAUCAACAGAUAAAUAUUGAAGCUGGUGGCAUCAAGAUGGCCUCUCCGUGGCGGUACAUAGGGGGCACACAUCAUCGUAGGGGGUGUUCAAAACCCUAAACCAGUCCAACUAGAGAAAAAGCAAAACAAGAGUAGUGUAUCUUUCCUCAUCCUGUUUAGGUUAGGGGCUUUGAACAGCCACAGUACGUGGAGGUCCAAUAGCAAAAAGCACAUGGUCGUGGCCAGUGUGGUGUGGUUAGGCUCGAGGAGCGUGAAGAAUUGGAGGAUGACAUGUUGGCGGAAGGAGGAGGAUCGGAGUGAGCAAGGUGCGACAUGGUGGAUAGGCUAGACAGGCAUGGGUUUUUGCGCAUGGAUGAAUAUAUGCGCAUGGUGCAUGUAACUAAAGAGUAAAGAUCAUGCCUUUAUUUUACUGCUACAUUUCACAGUUCUGAUUUGCUGGUUAGAUAAAUUCAUAAAAUACAGAAUCAUCAACAGGAAGCUCAAAAACAAGCAAUAUAUGUACUUUUGUUAUUGGGUGAGUUAGCAUAAAUGAUGUUACCAGACAAAGUAUUUUUAUGACCUGCUACAAUUCCUGUUACAGUACUACACUGAACAUGGGCAAAAUGUUUCAGAACUCCACUGCAAUUCUGCUUAUACUUGUGAACUACAAUACAAGGCAUCAAGCAUGAAGGUAAUGAACUAGUUUGGUUAUUUCAGGUAACAUAUUUCAUAGGACAACCAGCAAUUCAAUGAACAAUUAAGAUU